Molecule: messenger RNA, 2543 nt
Organism: Antechinus flavipes (yellow-footed antechinus)
Lineage: Eukaryota; Metazoa; Chordata; Mammalia; Dasyuromorphia; Dasyuridae
Gene: XPNPEP2
Product: X-prolyl aminopeptidase 2
Exons: 21
Coding region: 198-2222 (674 amino acids)
Molecular function (GO): metalloaminopeptidase activity
Source: RefSeq, a predicted model, not a curated record
CCAGCAAAGUCAGUUUAGGCUCCCAGCAAUCUAGAAGGGCCCUUGGAGCAGGGGCGCCAGGGAGGACUGGACCGUCUAUAGGCUCCCCCGCUCCUUUCAGCAGACCCAGUCCAGCCCUUCUGACCUGGGGAGACCCGGAGGAAGCCCUACAGGGAGAAGGGUCGCGCCCGGCUUGGUCCGGCCUCAGCCACGGAGGCAUGAUGGUCCUGACUGGCCUCUGGGCCGUCCUUCUGUGUGCCUGUGUCCUAGGCCACCCAAAGCAAACAACAUCUGGAGGAGAGGAUAUGAGAAACUGUUCCGUGACCCCACCGUAUCUUCCAGUCACGGCCGUCAACACCACGGUCCGGCUCAAGAACCUUCGGCAGCAGAUGGCGACUAAGCUUCUCGAUGCCUACAUCAUCCCCGACACGGACGCCCACAUGAGUGAGUAUAUUGCCAAACACGAUGAGAGACGCUGGUGGAUCUCCGGCUUCAGUGGCUCUGCAGGAAAUGCAGUGGUGUCCAAGGGGAAGGCAGCUCUGUGGACCGACAGCCGCUAUUGGAUUCAGGCUGAACGGCAGAUGGACUGCAACUGGGAGCUGCAUAAGCAAGUUGGCACUUUACCCAUGGCAACAUGGAUCCUGGCAGAGGUUCCAGCUGGAGGCCAAAUUGGCUUUGACCCCUUCCUCUUCUCCAUAGACACAUGGAAGAGUUUUGAACUUCACCUUCAAGGUUCCAACAGAAGCCUGGUGCCCAUCAGAGACAAUCUUGUAGACCAGGUUUGGGGGAUGGAGAGGCCUCCUCUUCCCAGUCAGCCAAUUUACUACCUCCAGGAGAAUUUCACAGGGAGCACAUGGCAGGAUAAAGUCACAGGAAUUCGAAACCAGAUGCAAAAGCAUGCUAAAGCCCCGACAGCCGUCCUUCUCUCUGCACUGGAUGAGACCGCUUGGCUCUUCAAUCUUCGAAGCAAUGAUAUUCCCUACAACCCCUUCUUCUACUCCUACACUCUCCUGACCAACUCCUCCAUCAGGCUAUUUGUGAACGCGAGCCGGCUGGGUGACGACGUCCGACGGUACCUGAGCUCGGACUGCACGGGACCGAUGUGUGUGCAAAUUGAAGACUACGAUCGAAUCCAAGAAAACGUCACGGAGUAUGUCAAGGGCGAUGUGCGGGUCUGGCUUGGCACUGAAUAUACCACCUACGGGCUCUAUGGGGUCAUACCCAAGGAGAAGCUCGUGGAGGACUCCUACUCUCCGGUGAUGGUGGCCAAAUCGGUGAAGAACGAGAAGGAGCAGAAGCUGCUCAGGGCUGCACACGUGCGGGAUGCCGUGGCUGUCAUCAGGUACCUGGUGUGGCUGGAGAAGAACGUGCCCCGCGGCAGCGUGAAUGAAUUCUCAGGGGCAGAACAGGUGGACAAGUUCAGGGGAGAAGAAGCGUUCUCAGCAGGACCCAGUUUUGAAACCAUCUCAGCCAGCGGCCUGAACGCUGCGUUGGCCCACUACAGUCCGACCAAGGAGAUCCACCGCAACCUGUCCCAAAAUGAGAUGUACCUGCUGGAUUCCGGAGGACAAUACUGGGAUGGAACGACAGACAUCACCAGGACAGUCCACUGGGGGAUCCCUUCUUCUUUCCAAAAGGAAGCCUACACCAGGGUGCUGAUGGGAAACAUAGACCUGUCUAGACUCGUCUUCCCCGCGUCCACAUCAGGGCGAGUGGUGGAGGCCUUUGCUCGAAGAGCCCUGUGGAAAGCUGGUCUCAAUUACGGACACGGCACGGGGCACGGCAUUGGCAACUUCCUCUCCGUGCAUGAGUGGCCCGUGGGAUUCCAAUCCAAUAACAUCGCUAUGACCAAAGGCAUGUUCACAUCCAUAGAACCCGGUUACUACCAGGAUGGAGCAUUUGGGAUCCGCCUUGAAGACGUGGCCCUGGUGGUAGAAGCUCAGACCAAGUAUGGCGCGUCCUACCUGACCUUCGAGGUGGUGUCCCUGGUACCCUACAGCCGGAACCUCAUCGAUACUCAUCUGCUACUGCCCGAACAGCUCGAGUACCUGAACCAAUACUAUAAGACAAUCCAGGAGAAAAUCGGUCCCGAGCUACAGAAACGGAACCUGGAGGAAGAGUACCAGUGGCUCCUGAAGAACACGGAGCCCCUGGGCCACAGCCGCAGUCAGGCCCACCUUCCUGCCUCGCUGACCAUCCUGGCGGCAGCCACCCUUGUGUUGGCCCUGGGCCAGAACCUAUAGUGAGGAGACCUCCCGGGGCUCCCCUCAUCACUGCCCAAGGCUGAGACCAGCAUUGAAAGUUCAAGGCCACUGUCUCAAAAUCUUAAAUUUGUACCCUUCAGGGAAGAAACUUUCGGAAUGAAACCGGUUUCCCCUCUCUCUCUCCCCAACUAAGUCCAAAGCCUUCCCAUCCUGGACUUCCUGCCCCUGGUCUCUGGCCGGGAUGUCCUGCCCAAGGGAAUCCAGACAGUUCCCAGGAGUCUCUGGGCCAGGAGUCUACUUUAAAGUUUACUUUAAAAAAAAAGAUUUUUAAGAAACAUAUUCUCUCAUUUUUCAAUGAAA